This is a messenger RNA of Malania oleifera, 1865 nucleotides long. RefSeq names its product serine/threonine-protein phosphatase PP1-like. The record is from RefSeq and is a predicted model, not a curated record. Gene Ontology annotation, molecular function: protein serine/threonine phosphatase activity. The coding region runs from base 552 to 1457 and encodes 301 amino acids. Gene Ontology annotation, cellular component: nucleus; cytoplasm. The transcript has 3 exons. NCBI's taxonomy places the organism in Eukaryota, Viridiplantae, Streptophyta, Magnoliopsida, Santalales, Ximeniaceae.
AAGUCAUCAAUUUCACAUUGCCUUGAAAUGAAAAUUUCUUACCAAACAUGAGAAUCCCAAAUACAUACUCCUUCAUGGAUAGGUUUUGGAUUCAAGGAUGAGAAAUAAUGAGCAUGUUUUAUCCAUUGAUGGAAUUGGAGUUCCCAUUUUCUUCGGAUGCUCACUCAUUCCUCCCCCCAUUUUCUUGGCAAAUCUUUCUUCUCAUCUCAACCCCAAUAAUUUUUUUCUCUUUAUUGAAAAAAAAAAUAAACACCCAUUAAUCGAAGUCAAAAAAGAGGAGUGCCAUUCAUCUCUUCUCAAUCCCCGCGAUUCUUCUGCAGCUCUCUACCUCUGUCUCUCUCUCUCCCUCCCAAACCGGAACUUCGGAGUUCUCUUUUUCUUUCCCUUUUAUCUUUUUCUCUUUCCCUCUCCGGUCUUUGUUUCUGGGCAAGCUUUAUUAUCAAUUCAAAGGUUGCUGCAGACAUUGUUGGUGGGAAAAUUCAACAAAGGGAUCAAGAAAAAGGUUGAAAAAAAUCCGAAGAAAGAGAGAACUGAGAAGCAGUGGGGUUGGGAUGGAAGGAUUGGACGCUCUAAUAGAGAGGUUGCUAGAAGGGAGGAAGAACAGAGGCAAGAAAAUUCAGCUGAUGGAGGCGGAGAUCCGUCAACUCUGCAUCACCGCGAAGGAUGUGUUCCUCAGCCAGCCUAAUCUUUUGGAACUAGAAGCCCCCAUUAACGUUUGUGGUGACAUACAUGGCCAAUAUUCAGAUCUCCUACGGCUGUUUGAAUAUGGUGGUUUUCCACCAGAUUCCAACUACCUAUUCCUCGGUGACUAUGUGGACAGAGGGAAGCAGAGUAUAGAGACAAUAUGUCUUCUCCUUGCUUACAAGAUCAAGUUUCCAGAUAACUUCUUCCUCCUCCGAGGGAACCAUGAAUGCGCUUCCAUCAACAGAAUCUAUGGAUUUUAUGAUGAGUGUAAGCGUCGUUUCAGUGUUCGCCUGUGGAAAAUAUUUACGGAUUGCUUCAACUGUUUGCCAGUGGCUGCUGUGAUUGAUGACAAAAUACUCUGUAUGCAUGGUGGGUUGUCUCCGGAGAUGGAGAGCCUAGAUCAGAUAAGAGCUAUAGAAAGGCCAAUUGAUGUGCCGGACCAGGGCCUUCUGUGUGAUCUCCUUUGGUCCGAUCCUGAUAAAGAUAUAAAAGGGUGGGGGGAGAAUGAUAGGGGUGUUUCUUACACCUUUGGAGCGGACAAGGUGGCUGAGUUCUUGAAGAAACAAGAUCUUGAUCUCAUAUGCCGGGCUCACCAGGUUGUAGAAGAUGGGUAUGAGUUCUUUGCAGAGAGGCAGCUGGUUACCAUAUUCUCGGCACCAAAUUACUGUGGAGAAUUCAACAAUGCGGGGGCACUGAUGAGUGUGGAUGCAAGUUUGCUAUGCUCAUUCCAAAUUCUCAAGCCCUGGAGAGGAAAGAUGCCACUGUUGGAAUAGUUCCAGGCAAGGGAAAACUGGAAAACAAAACUUCCAGGGAGUAAGAACUCUGCUCGAGUAUGAUUUGCCUACCAUGAUCAAAUGCUCUCUCUUGAUCACCAAGUGGCGGAAUUGGUUGUGAAAAAUCAGCAGCAGACACCAUUAGUUUCCUUCUGUCACAGACUGUCCUUUUGACAGCAUUAGCUGGCAUCUCAAAACCGUGUACAUAUUUCAUAACAGGAGUUGCAGAGUCCCCUAAAACAAUUAAGGAGAGAAUCACUCAAAUGUAAAUGGAUUAAUUGAUGUGUGCAUUUAGUAUGCAUUUUUUUUUCCUGGAGUCUCCAAUUCUCAGAGGGCAAAAAUAUAUUUCAAUAUUGUAAUAAAAAUUGUCCAAAUAGUUGCUUUUAUGAAAUCUUGCUGUUAGAGAAA